AUGAAGUGCCACUAUGAUGUACUUUGUGUAUCGAAGGAAGCAAGCUCUUCCGAAAUAAAGAAAGCAUAUCGCCGGCUUGCACUGCAAUGGCAUCCCGAUAAAAACUUAGACAACUUACAAGAAGCUAAGGAACAAUUCCAGCUGGUUCAAAACGCUUACGAAGUGCUCUCUGAUCCACAAGAAAGAGCUUGGUAUGAUAAUCAUCGAGAGCAGCUAUUGAGAGGAGCUGGAAGUUCAUACAAUGAUGACAGUCUUGACGUUUACCCAUACUUUAGUCCGUCCUGUUACAAAGGCUUUGGUGAUGAUCCCCAAGGCUUCUAUGGAGUUUAUUCUGAGGUAUUUUCUAAACUAGCAGCUGAAGAAACCGACUUCCUUGAUGAUCCAGAAGAUGUUGCCAAAAUUCCGAAGUUUGGUAAUUCCGGCACUCCUUAUGAAGAGGUGCAUGAGUUUUAUGCUUAUUGGAUGGCAUUUUCUACAAACAAAAGUUUCGUAUGGUUAGACCAAUAUGAAAUAUCACAAGGUGAUAACAGAAGAGUUAUCAAAUUAAUGGAGAAAGAAAAUAACAAAAUCAGACAAAAGGCUAGAAAGGAGAGAAAUGAAGAAAUUAGGAGACUUGUGAGUUUUGUACGCAGGAAAGACAAAAGAGUAAUAGAACAUACAAAACUACUGCAAGAAAAAGCAGAGGAAAACAAGAAGAAGGCGGAACAAGUAAGAAGGGAAAGGAUACUUCAAAGGCAGAAGGAAAUAGAAGAGGCUAAGAAAAAGGAAGGGGAGAGCUCAUUCUUGCAAAGUGAAGAUUAUCACAAGAAACUUAGUGAAAUUGAAUCUCUUUUGGCUGAGGAGUUUGGCUUGUCCUCUGAUGAUGAUACUAUUAGUGAAGGUGGAAUGGAAAGUAGCAACGAAGAAAGCUCCAAGACUGAAGAUGUCAGUGAACGGUCCAAAGCAACUGGAAAAUCUUUAUCGAAAACUAAAACAACCAUGAAGAAUCUAUAUUGUUCAGCGUGUAACAAACUAUUUAAAAAUGUAAAUUCGUUUGAAAAUCAUGAAAAUAGUAAAAAACACAAAGAAAAUGUAGCUAACAUGACAUUAGAAAAUGAUAUUGAUAUAUCAGAAGGUGAUAAUGAUGAUGUGGAUAAUGAACCUAGCAAUGAACAGCAAGGUAGUGGAAAAGUCAAUGGACAAACAGAAGAGGAAGGAGAACAUGUUGAUAAUUUAACAUCAGAUAUUGAAGACCAUGAUGUCAGAGAAACAUUGAGCGAUGACUCCGAUAAAAUUCAGGCUUUACCUAAAAGUCACAAGAAAAAGAAAAACAAAAAGAAGUCAUUCAUCCCAAUGCCUGAAAGUGAAGGAAAUGAUAGUCAUGAUGAAAUGAGCUUCAAUGAAAUAGAGGGUCCAUCUAGAAGCAGGAAGGCGAAAAAAUUUAACAUGCUUAAAAGUCAAAUACAGGCAAAAAAAGAAGCAAACCUAAAGAAAGGAUCUCAAUCACAAACUUCAACAGAAAAUUUGUAUGAGGUAUCAAGCACAACUCCCACUGAUGAUGCAUUAGGUGAAGCGGCUCUACCAAGAGAUAGGCCAGCUCUACCCAAAAUGCAAAGGAAUAUUAAACCAAAAAAGUUAGUAGACAGGAAACCAAUAAGAACCAAAACUAGUGAAACAGAAGAUUCAAGCACUGCUUUAAAUCUUAGAUGUGCUGUGUGUCAAUCAGAUUUUCCAUCAAAAAAUAAAUUAUUUGAGCACUUAAAAAAGACAGGUCACUCUGUACCCCUCCCUCAGACUAGCUUCGCUCAACCUAAGAAAGGUAAGAGAGCCAAUAGGUAA
Parnassius apollo (apollo) is the source of this 1818-nucleotide messenger RNA. Lineage: Eukaryota; Metazoa; Arthropoda; Insecta; Lepidoptera; Papilionidae. The record is from the annotation of a GenBank genome assembly.